Molecule: messenger RNA, 1867 nt
Organism: Abrus precatorius (Indian licorice)
Lineage: Eukaryota; Viridiplantae; Streptophyta; Magnoliopsida; Fabales; Fabaceae
Product: trans-cinnamate 4-monooxygenase
Exons: 3
Coding region: 101-1618 (505 amino acids)
Biological process (GO): lignin metabolic process
Molecular function (GO): heme binding; trans-cinnamate 4-monooxygenase activity; iron ion binding
Source: RefSeq, a predicted model, not a curated record
CCUAACCGCAACCCACCCUACAUCAAAAUCUCUAUAAAAACUCCACAACCCCUUAAACCAUUUGAACACAAUCCAAACCACAUUAAACUCCAAACACACCAUGGAUCUCCGUCUCUUGGAGAAGACCCUCGUAGCCCUCUUCAUCGCCGCAAUCGUCGCCAUUGCCAUCUCCAAACUCCGCGGCAAACGCUUCAAGCUCCCACCGGGACCCAUCCCCGUCCCCAUCUUCGGCAACUGGCUCCAAGUCGGCGAUGACCUCAACCACCGCAACCUCACCGAACUCGCCAAAAAAUUCGGCGACAUCUUCCUCCUCCGCAUGGGCCAACGCAACCUCGUCGUCGUUUCCUCGCCGGAGUUAGCCAAAGAAGUGCUCCACACGCAGGGCGUCGAGUUCGGCUCACGCACACGCAACGUCGUCUUCGAUAUCUUCACCGGCAAGGGACAGGACAUGGUCUUCACCGUCUACGGCGAGCACUGGCGCAAGAUGCGGAGGAUCAUGACGGUGCCGUUUUUCACCAACAAGGUCGUUCAGCAAUACCGUCUCGGCUGGGAGGCCGAGGCCGCCGCUGUAGUCGACGAUGUCCGGCGAAAUCCAGAUGCCGCCGGAGCCGGAAUUGUGAUUCGGCGGAGGCUGCAGCUUAUGAUGUACAACAACAUGUAUCGGAUUAUGUUCGAUCGAAGGUUCGAGAGCGAGGAGGACCCUCUCUUUCAGAAGCUUAAGGCUUUGAAUGGGGAAAGGAGUCGUUUGGCUCAGAGUUUUGAGUACAAUUAUGGAGAUUUUAUCCCCAUCUUGAGACCCUUUUUGAAAGGUUAUUUGAAGAUUUGUAAAGAGGUUAAAGAUAGAAGGUUGCAGCUUUUCAAGGAUUUUUUCGUUGAUGAGAGAAAGAAACUUGGAAGCACCAAGAGCACAAGCAACGAAGGACUUAAAUGCGCCAUUGACCACAUUUUAGAUGCCCAGAAGAAGGGCGAGAUCAACGAGGAUAACGUCCUUUACAUUGUUGAGAACAUCAACGUUGCUGCAAUUGAAACAACUCUGUGGUCAAUCGAGUGGGGCAUAGCUGAGCUUGUGAACCACCCAGAGAUCCAAAAGAAGGUGAGGGAUGAGAUAGUGAAAGUUCUGGGACCAGGACACCAGCUAACAGAGCCAGACAUCCAAAAGCUCCCUUACCUUCAGGCAGUGAUCAAAGAAACCCUUCGCCUUAGAAUGGCAAUCCCACUCCUUGUCCCACACAUGAACCUUCACGAUGCAAAGCUUGGUGGGUAUGACAUCCCAGCUGAGAGCAAGAUUUUGGUUAAUGCAUGGUGGCUUGCCAAUAACCCAGCUAAUUGGAAGAAACCUGAGGAAUUCAGGCCAGAAAGGUUCUUUGAGGAGGAGUCACAUGUUGAGGCCAAUGGUAAUGACUUUAGGUACCUUCCCUUUGGUGUUGGAAGAAGAAGCUGCCCUGGAAUCAUUCUUGCAUUGCCUAUUCUUGGCAUUACUUUGGGACGUUUGGUCCAAAACUUUGAGCUUUUGCCUCCUCCUGGACAGUCCAAGAUUGACACUAGUGAAAAAGGAGGCCAAUUUAGUUUACACAUACUUAAGCAUUCCACCGUUGUUGCAAAGCCUAUAUCACUUUAGGACUUGCAUCAAUCAAUCAAUCCCCUUUAUUUUAUUUUUCUUUCUUCUUACUCCGUGUAUUGUAUCAAUGCUUCAAGUGGGGAUGUUCCUGAAAUGCCACCUGCCAGUGGGUAGGGAAUGUUAUUAUGUGGUUCUCCCAUUGUAAAUCUCUGAACUUUUAAGUGAUGGUUUCGAGAUGAUUUUGUAAUAAGUUUUCUGUCUUUAUUAUUUUGUUUCCUAUUUUUUAUGGUAGUAUUAUCACUAGCAUGC